CAAGGCCAAACGCGGUUCUCUAGAUAUUAUACAGAGAUUCCCGUACCAUCUGAAGAGAGAGAAGUCAUGGAAGCAGAAAUAUCACGCCGCUGUUUGAAGCGUGGAGAAAAGCAGGACAUACAAAAUAGAAGAUAUGCCUCGUUGUUCUUUGUGAUUGGGUUUGAGGAAGAUGAGGUGAGUAAGGAAUGCUAG
This is a messenger RNA of Paraglomus brasilianum, 192 nucleotides long. NCBI's taxonomy places the organism in Eukaryota, Fungi, Glomeromycota, Glomeromycetes, Paraglomerales, Paraglomeraceae. The record is from the annotation of a GenBank genome assembly.